AUGCAUUUAAAAAACUUUUGCUUCAUUUUACCUGCAGAAUUUGAUGAAAUCAAAGUCGUUGAUCACAAGAAGGUUCAUAAAAGAUCAACAAAAGAGCCAAAGAAUCGCCCCUGUGGCGCUCCGGUGCUUGAUUUCUUUCAUCAGUUGUUGAAAUGGGUGAGUUUCUGUUACCAAGAAGUGCCAAAGAAACGAUUCUAUGACACGGAAGGUGUGCAGGUAUCUGAGAAGUUUUGCGGUGAGAAUCCGAGGAUAUUCAGCUACUCUGAAUUGUAUAUAGCUUCUAAUGGAUUCAGUGAGAAUGAAGUGCUUGGGAGUGGAGGAUUCGGUCGAGUUUUUCGAGCAGUUUUACCUAGCGAUGGGACGGUGGUUGCUGUGAAAUGCUUGGCAGAGAAAGGGGAACACUUCAAGAAAUCAUUCAUGGCAGAGUUGGUGGCUGUGGCUCAUCUCCGCCACCGGAAUCUUGUAAAGCUGAGAGGAUGGUGUGUCCAUGAUGACCAGUUAUUUCUCGUCUAUGAUUACAUGCCCAAUCGGAGUCUUGACAGAGUACUAUUUCGAAGGCAAGAGAACGUGGAUUCAGUACUACUUCAUUGGGAGCGAAGGAAGAAGAUAGUCUAUGGCUUGGCAGCUGCGCUGAAUUAUCUCCAUGAACAAUUGGAGACUCAGAUAAUACAUCGGGAUGUGAAGACGAGCAAUGUUAUGCUCGAUUCCCAUUUUAAUGCUCGCCUUGGCGACUUUGGCUUGGCUAGGUGGCUAGAGCAUGAGGUUGAGUACAAACCCAAGACACCAUAUAGAUUAAAGAACCGACAAUUUCGGCUAGCUGAAACCACCAGAAUUGGUGGAACUAUCGGCUACCUGCCGCCAGAGAGCCUUCAGAAACGAAGCAUUGCCACUGCCAAAUCUGAUGUAUUCAGCUUCGGAAUUGUGGUGUUGGAGAUCAUUUCAGGAAGACGAGCAGUCGAUCUCACAUACCCUGAUGAUCAAAUCAUCUUGCUUGAUUGGAUCAGAAGGCUCUCUGAUGAGGGGACACUUCUGCAAGCAGGGGAUAAUCGACUCCCGGAUGGAUCCUACAAGCUUGCUGAUAUGGAACGUCUAAUACACCUUGCGCUUAUGUGCACACUUCACGAGCCCCAAUCCCGACCGAGCAUGAAAUGGAUUUUGGAAGCUGUUUCUGGCAAUAUUUAUGGUAAAUUACCAGACCUUCCAUCAUUCCAAUCCCACCCUCUCUACAUCUCCCUGACAUCCCCAACCAACAGUAGCACAAGCAACAUGACAACAACACAUUCUUCUAGCACCAUAAGCACAAAACAGGCAUUCUUCUCGUCAAAUUUUGUCACAGCCAAUGGGGAAACCAUUUAUUUAACUGCUGAAUCCGAGACAAGCAAUGUCAGCUCUUCCUUUAAAAGGUGUCACCAACAAAAUACCUUUCCUAUGGUUGAAACUCCAAGAGUAAUAACCUAUGACGAGAUCAUUUCUGCCACAAACAAUUUCUCAGAAUCACAAAGAGUAGCUGAAGUCGACUUUGGAACUGCUUACCAUGGGUUUCUUGACAGUCACCAUGUUUUAGUGAAGAGGCUAGGCAUGAGAACAUGCCCUGCAUUGCGGCUGAGAUUCUCAAACGAAUUCCAAAAUUUAAAAAGACUCCGCCACCGGAACCUGGUACAGCUACGUGGAUGGUGCACCGAGCAAGGAGAGAUGCUUGUCGUGUAUGAUUACUCGGCAAACCGUCUCUUGAGUCACAUCCUUUUCCAUCAUGAUCAAAGAAACAGGCAUUCAAUAUUGCGUUGGCAGCAACGAUACAACAUAAUCAAAUCACUUGCCUCUGCUAUUUACUAUCUGCAUGAGGAAUGGGAUGAGCAGGUGAUUCACAGAAAUAUCACAUCGUCUGCUGUCAUUCUAGAUCCAGACUUGAACCCGAGACUUGGUUCUUUUGCUCUUGCCGAGUUCUUGACAAGAAAUGAACAUGGCCAUCACAUAGCUGUCGACAAAAACAAAUCAGUUCGUGGGAUUUUUGGUUACAUGUCGCCAGAAUAUAUGGACUCUGGCGAAGCAACCACAAUGGCUGAUGUUUAUAGCUUUGGAGUUGUGCUGCUCGAGGUGGUCAGUGGACAGAUGGCAGUUGACUUCCGGCAGCCUGAGGUGCUAUUAGUAAAAAGAUUACAUAAAUUUGAGGCACAGAAAAGGCCAUGUGAAGAUAUCGUGGACCGGAGGUUAAAUGGACAAUACAGCAAUAGUGAACUGGUAAGGCUGGUGAAAUUAGGAAUGGCAUGCACACGUUUGAACCCAGAAUUAAGACCAAGCAUGAGGCAGAUAGUAAGCAUACUGGACGGUUAUGAUCAGUGGUUCAAGGAAAUCAAUCAGAAGAAGGAAAGAGAAGAAGAAUGGAAACAAAGAAAUGCUCCUUCUUUGUGUCUCAUCAGAAGAAUUCAAGCUCUUGAGGACUUGCGGUUAAAGGCAAAGUUAAUCUUCCAUGUCUGUAAUUCAAGUGUUCUUGAUAGUGAAGAGUAUUCAGGACAUCAACUUCUCUUGGAUGAAUAUAAUGUUAGCGAGCGAGCAAAGCUGUGA
This is a messenger RNA of Fraxinus pennsylvanica, 2562 nucleotides long. NCBI's taxonomy places the organism in Eukaryota, Viridiplantae, Streptophyta, Magnoliopsida, Lamiales, Oleaceae. The record is from the annotation of a GenBank genome assembly.